AUGGAUCAAGAACCAACAAGCACCAUGCAACGAUGUGUCGUGGCCCCAGCAGCAUCGUAUCGUGGUGUUCGACAACGAAAAUGGGGGAAAUGGGUGUCGGAAAUUCGUGAGCCGGGGAAGAAGAGCAGAAUAUGGUUAGGGAGCUACGAGUCACCGGAGAUGGCAGCAGCAGCCUAUGACGUGGCAGCGUUGCACCUCAGAGGACGCGCCGCCAGGCUCAAUUUUCCUGAACUGGCGGAGACACUGCCACGUCCCGCCAGCUCGAAACCCGAGGAUGUACAGGUGGCAGCACAGCAAGCGGCAUUGAAGUUCACUGUGUCACCAUCAGUGUCACGUAAUGAAAUAUGUAGUAUGAAUGAAAGUGGUAGCAAUGGUGGUAAUAGUGUGAGUAAGAGUAGUGGUGUGGUUCCUGUGAGAGUGGGACUUUCGGCUACACAAAUCCAAGCUAUCAAUGAGUCUCCGUUGGACUCACCAAAGAUGUGGAUGAUGCAGAUGGCAGAGACAAUUAGGUUUGGGUUUGGUGAUGAGUAUUCUGCGAUGAUGCUGUCUUGUGAUGAUGAUGAUGAUUAUGCUAUGGAGUUGAGUGGAUGGGAAGAAAUGCAUCAUGAAUCAUUGUGGGACUCUCCUGAAUAUAUGUGA
Messenger RNA from Sphenostylis stenocarpa, 639 nucleotides. Lineage: Eukaryota; Viridiplantae; Streptophyta; Magnoliopsida; Fabales; Fabaceae. The record is from the annotation of a GenBank genome assembly.